CUUUCCUCAUAUCACGUGAACAACUUCCCAAUUUCAAUCUACCUCUCUUUCUAUUACCUUUCUAUAUUAGAAACUAAGUAAUUGUAAUUGUAAUUGUAAUGGCUAAGUUAAGCUUCAGUUUAUGCUUCUUGUUGGUUCUUCUGUUAUCCUCAAUCGCUGCUGGAAGUCGCCCUCUUGGGCGGGCUCCAGUCGGGGUGAAGGUGAGAGGCCUAAGCCCUUCUAUUGAGGCUACAAGUCCGACUGUAUCUGAUGAUCAAGCAGCGGGUGGCAGCAGCAGCCAUGGGAAAUCGCCAGAGCGGUUAAGCCCUGGAGGACCCGACCCGCAACAUCAUUAGUUAUUUUGUGUUUCCUUUACAAUUAAAAGUUGUGUUUUCCAUUUCUUCGAGAUGUUUAAUCAAUAAUUUGGUUGCAA
Molecule: messenger RNA, 412 nt
Organism: Arabidopsis arenosa
Lineage: Eukaryota; Viridiplantae; Streptophyta; Magnoliopsida; Brassicales; Brassicaceae
Source: the annotation of a GenBank genome assembly